Messenger RNA from Larimichthys crocea (large yellow croaker), 1441 nucleotides. Its product is annotated as gastrula zinc finger protein XlCGF57.1. Gene Ontology annotation, molecular function: RNA polymerase II transcription regulatory region sequence-specific DNA binding; DNA-binding transcription factor activity, RNA polymerase II-specific. The transcript is spliced from 2 exons. Gene Ontology annotation, biological process: embryo development; regulation of transcription by RNA polymerase II. The coding region runs from base 199 to 1317 and encodes 372 amino acids. The record is from RefSeq and is a predicted model, not a curated record. Lineage: Eukaryota; Metazoa; Chordata; Actinopteri; Sciaenidae. Gene Ontology annotation, cellular component: nucleus.
CUCUGUGACGUCCCCGCAGACUGUCUAAAACCUGGACGUAGUCUCUGUGUCAAACAAAUGCAUGAAUGAGCUUUUAUUUUGAAACGUGCCCCGGAAGUUGUGGCUGUUAUUGUGUCGUGGUGUUUCCGCAGGGAGUCACAGUGUCUCUGUCUCUGUCUCUGUCUGUCUGUCUCUGUCUCUGUCUCUGUCUCUCUGAACAUGUCCAGACUUCACAGUCUCAGGCUGUUCGUCGGUCAGCGGCUCUCCGCCGCCGUCGAUGAGAUCUUCGGGCAUUUUGAACGAACCAUCUCGGAGUACGAGCAGGAGAUGGACCGCCGGCACCGGGACCUGCUGGACGAGGUGUUACCGCCCGAGGCGAAGCUCCGCCGGGCAGGGUUUCCUGUCGACGUCCAACAAGUGUUUGUGAGUUUCAAAGAGGUUCGGCCUGAGCAGCAGGAGUGGAGCUCCAGUCUGGACCAGGGUGACCCAACAGAACCGACCCACAUUAAAGAGGAAGAGGAGGAGGAACUCUGGACCAGCAGAGAGCAGCUUCAAGGUGUGGACGAGGUGAAGGAGGAGGAUGGAGAGAAACCUCGGGUGGAAACAGAAGCUGAUGGAGAGGACAGUGAAGGACCAGAACCAGACAGAACCUCAGAUCCAGAACCAGACAGAACUUCAGAUCCAGAACCAGACAGAUCCUCAAAUCCGAAUCAUUAUUUCCAAACAGUUAGUGGCAGCAAAGUUUCAAAGUGUUCUGAGACUGAAGUCAGUGAUGAUGAUUGUAAGUCGGGCCCUGUGAGUGACGUGAACUGUAACGCCGUGAAGAAGUCGUUCACGUGUUGUGAGUGUGGCAGGAAGUUUGGUCGUAAGGACAGUCUGCGGCGUCACAUGAGGUUUCACACGGGAGAGAAACCGUACAGCUGCUCCGUGUGCGGGAAAAGGUUUUCUCAGAGGCCGAACUUGAUCCGACACAUGAGGUGUCACUCCGGAGAAAAACCGUUCAGCUGUUCGUUUUGUGACGCCAGCUUCGCCGUGCGCAGCGCUCUGGUGAAUCACAUGAGGAUCCACACCGGAGAGAAACCGUUCAGCUGCCUGUACUGCGACAAAAGCUUCACACAGAAGGGCGGACUGAAGAAACACAUGACGGUGCACACAGGGGAGAAACCGUACAGCUGCCCCGUGUGUGAUAAAAGUUUCUCUCAGAAGGCGAACCUGACGUAUCACUUCUCCGUGCACACGGGACACAAACAGUUCAGCUGCAGCGUCUGUGACAAAAGAUUCACGUGGCAGUCGCAGGUCAAAAGUCACAAGUGUGUCGGCGAGAACAGCAGCGCCUGAAAGUCUGAACAGUCUGAAGAGUCCACGUCUGUCCUGUUAGGACAGGAAGUCUAACAAACACUGAGAGGACAGUCCACAGCUGUCCUCUGAAUGCUAGUUUCAAUAAAAUAUAAAUUCAAACAAA